AUGUAUACACACACAGGCACGUAUAGACACGCAUACACACAGACACACAGACACAUGUACAGACAUAUACAUGUACAUACACGCAGACACAUGUACAGAUACACACAUGUACAUACACACAGACACACCCCCCCCCAUAAAAAGUUGCUGUACUUCGUUGUUCACUCACAGAGCCCUGUACUGCACUCUAGGGGGGAGGCAGAGAGCACAGCACACAAGCUUUGCUUUCACUGCUCUCAGCUAUUGAGCAGUCUGACGGCUCCCAGUGCCAAUGACAGAUCUGGCCUGAGCUCCGAGCCUGCUCAGCAAGACGGCCCUGGGGGACACACUCACCCCCACCAUAAUUUCCACUCGCCAUUGGCGAGCAGGUGAGUGGAAAUUUCAAGCCCUGCGGUAAGG
Staurois parvus is the source of this 399-nucleotide messenger RNA. NCBI's taxonomy places the organism in Eukaryota, Metazoa, Chordata, Amphibia, Anura, Ranidae. The record is from the annotation of a GenBank genome assembly.